UUUUAAUACAAGAUAAACGUAGAACAUUGUCGUUUUGAACAAAGACGGUGCAUUUUCAGCCUGAAAAGUAUAAUUGCCUAGAAGGAAUUUCCAGAAUGUCUCAUUAUCCUCCCCACGGCGGUCCACCCCCCUACGUCGGCUACCCCCCGCCCCCCGGGGUUGCUUACGUGCCAGCGCCUGUGAUGAUGCCCGUGUACCCUCCCCCCGCGUUCCCUUACCCCCCCGCUUACCCGCAGCCACAGCCGCAGCCACCUCAGCCAGAUCCCGUACAGGUUGUUGACAAUGUACCACCGCCCCCCGUAGAACCAGAAAUUGAUUGGGUAUCUACAACCACGCAUGCUGCUGAAUCAUUAACCAACCGUGUAUUUGUGACUGGUCGGGAGGGCUGGGACGGUAGCCCUCUGUGGACCAUCAGAGCGCACCACAACGGGAACCUCGUGCCUGGCAAGCUGGCGGUCGUCCACAGAGCUGCGUAUAUACCAUUUGCUGGACGGGAAAUACGUGUUCAUGAUUUCGAGGUUCUAGUCGCAAAUCCAAACAAAGUCCGAUGGAUUCCAGCUAGCAAUGGACAAGUCCCGUCCGGUGCGAUCGUGGGUGGUAACACUCACACAGGGGAGCCUCUGUACAUCGCGCGCGUGAGACAUAGAGGUUCUAUCACGCCUGGCAAGGUUCAUCCUAGUCAUGGCUGUGCUUACAUUUCUUUUGAUGGAUCCGAGAUAAACUACAGAAAUUACGAAGUCCUUUGUGAAGUUGGCAGCUAUGGCGGAAUAAGGCCAUUAUAAAUGGACCCUUCGAUCUUAUGAAAAUAAUAAUUGCACUUGAUUGCAAACGUUGUUACCUACCAGAUAAAUGUAUACAGAGUGACUGAUAAGACGUCAGACGCAUUUUGACAGGAGCUUCUUCUCAUGAAACUGAACAACUUUUGUUCUACAACUUUGCUGAAUUCGUAGAAAAAAAUUUGGACUUUGUAUGGAAAUCGGUCAGCUGAUUAGCGAAGUUUCCUUACAAAGUCCAAUUUUUUUUUACGAAUUCAGCAAAGUUUUAGAACAAAAGUUGUUCAGUUUCAUGAGUAGAAGUUCCUGUCUAAAUUCGUCUAACGUCUUACCUUUCACCUGGUAUUGUUAUGAAUUGUAAAUUUUUUAUCGUAUUGUAAAUAUUGACUAUUUUUAAAUUGUGAAUUAAUAACCGAAUGUAAAUUUUGAACUUUAAUAAAUACUUACGGAUUUUUUUAUUUUAUAAA
Colias croceus (clouded yellow) is the source of this 1240-nucleotide messenger RNA. RefSeq lists its product as uncharacterized. The coding region runs from base 96 to 782 and encodes 228 amino acids. The record is from RefSeq and is a predicted model, not a curated record. The transcript is spliced from 5 exons. NCBI's taxonomy places the organism in Eukaryota, Metazoa, Arthropoda, Insecta, Lepidoptera, Pieridae.